Messenger RNA from Spathaspora passalidarum NRRL Y-27907, 2526 nucleotides. Its product is annotated as RNA-binding ribosome biosynthesis protein. The transcript has a single exon. The record is from RefSeq and is a predicted model, not a curated record. The coding region runs from base 1 to 2526 and encodes 841 amino acids. Gene Ontology annotation, cellular component: spliceosomal complex. Gene Ontology annotation, biological process: positive regulation of mRNA splicing, via spliceosome. Gene Ontology annotation, molecular function: RNA binding. NCBI's taxonomy places the organism in Eukaryota, Fungi, Ascomycota, Pichiomycetes, Serinales, Debaryomycetaceae.
AUGUCUCGUCUUAUAGUAAAGGGUCUUCCUAAAUAUUACACCGAAGACAAAUUAAGGGAGUAUUUCUCCAAACAAGGGGAUGUGACCGAUGUCAAAUUAAUGAAAAAGAGAAAUGGGGAAUCAAGAAGAUUUGCAUUCAUUGGGUAUAAAUCAACUGAAGAUGCAGAACAAGCUGCCAGAUUUUUCAAUAGGUCGUUCAUAGACACUGCCAGAAUAGAUGUUGAAUUGGCCAAGACAUUCUCUGAUCCAAACGUCCCACUUUCGUUUAAGGAAAAGAGAAGACGUGAUGAGGAUAGAUUGAGAAUGGAAGAAGAAAGAUUAAUCGAACAGGAAAACAGAGCUCAAAUGAAAAGACAAAAAGUCAAGGGGGUUUCAGAAAUUGAUGAAGAAAUUUCAAAGAACCCUAAGUUAAGAGAAUAUAUGGAGGUCAUGAAACCUUCCCAUCAAGUCAAAUCAUGGGCCAAUGAUUCUAUUGCUGAUGGUUCUGGAGGACCAUCCGUGAAGGACUUGGAGGAUGCCUUGAAUGGAAAAAAUGAAACAAAAUCUACUGUUGAUGAACACGAAGUUCUUCAAGUAGAAGAUGCUGGUAGUGAUGACGAAUACACUGAUUUCAACACCAACAGGAAUAAUGAAGAAGAAGAAGAGGAGGAAGAGCAAAUGAUGAGUUUAGCCGACUUGAAUGACGAGCAAGGUAAAGAACAAACCCAAGAAGAAGAGAACUUGGCUGCAAAUGAAGAUGUGUCUGAUUUGGAUUGGUUGAAAUCACGUAGAAUACGUAUAAAAGAAAACGAACAAGAAGAUUCCAAUAACGAACAGCAAGAACAAACAGAAGAACCAUCUGAAGAACCAAAGAAACAACCAAGAAUGCAAGCCCCUGUGGUUCCACAAAAAUCUCCAGAAGAGCAAACAGUGGAGAAAUUGCAAGAAACAGGAAGAUUAUUUAUUAGAAAUAUCUUGUAUGACUCCACUGAAAACGAUUUCAGAAACUUAUUUGAGCCUUAUGGAACUCUUGAAGAAGUUCACAUUGCUAUAGAUACAAGAACUGGAAAAUCCAAAGGUUUUGUCUAUGUUCAAUUUGCCAAUCCUGAAGAUGCAGUAAGGGCAUAUAAAUCUUUGGAUAAACAGAUUUUCCAAGGGAGAUUGUUGCAUAUUUUGGCCGGUGACAAGAAGAAAGAUCAUAGACUAAGUGAAUUUGAUUUGAAGAACUUACCUUUGAAGAAACAACGUGAUUUGAAAAAGAAAGCACAAGCUGCUAAAACUCAAUUUAGUUGGAACUCGUUAUAUAUGAACAAUGAUGCCGUUUUGGAAUCUGUUGCUUCCAAAUUAGGUUUAACUAAAGCACAAUUAAUUGACCCUCAAAGUUCAAGUUCUGCAGUCAAACAAGCCUUAGCAGAAGCCCACGUUAUUGGAGAUGUAAGGAAAUAUUUCGAAGAUAGAGGAAUUGAUUUAACUACUUUUGACAGAAAGGAAAGAGAUGAUAAAAUCAUUCUUGUCAAAAACUUCCCAUUUGGUACCACUAUUGAAGAACUCGGUAACUUAUUUAGUGAAUACGGUCAGAUAAAGAGAAUGUUGAUGCCUCCAGCUGGGACCAUAGCAAUUGUUGAAUUCAGAGAUGCUCCAAGUGCAAGAGCAGCUUUUGCGAAAUUAGCUUACAGAAGAUUCAAAACCAGUAUCAUUUAUUUAGAAAAGGGACCAAAGGACUUAUUCCUUCGUGAACCUAAGCCAGAAGAGAAUAUCAGUGUUCCUGAGAUCGAACAAUCCACUGCUGUCGAAGCUAAGGUUACCGCCCAUGAAAUUUUGGGUGAAGAACCUGCCAACAAUGAGGAUGUUAUUGAGGGUCCAACCGUGGCUAUAUUCGUGAAGAACUUAAACUUCUCAACCACAGUAGAAGCCUUGUCUGCUUUGUUCAAACCAUUACCAGGAUUCGUUAUUGCUACAGUAAAAACCAAACCAGACCCGAAGAAACCUGGAAAUACAUUAAGUAUGGGGUUCGGUUUUGUUGAGUUUAAAACCAAGGAAUUUGCCAAUGCUGCUAUCUCCAACUUGGAUGGUCAUAUCUUGGACGGUCACAAAUUACAAUUGAAAUUGUCACACAAGCAAGGUGGAUCCAAUGCUGCUGCUGCUGCCAAGAAAUCCAACAAGUCUAGUAAGCUAAUCAUUAAGAACUUGCCAUUCGAAGCUACUAGAAAGGAUCUUUUGGAAUUGUUCGGAGCAUUUGGACAAUUGAAAUCUGUUAGGGUUCCAAAGAAAUUCGACCUGUCUGCUCGUGGUUUUGCCUUUGUUGAAUUCAAUUUGAUGAAGGAAGCAGAAAACGCCAUGAAUCAAUUAGAAGGGGUCCAUUUACUUGGAAGAAGAUUGGUUAUGCAAUACGCCGAACAAGAUGCCGAGGAUGCCGAAGCGGAAAUAGAGAAGAUGACCAAGAAGGUCAAGAGACAAGUUGCCACACAAAACUUAGCUGCUGCUAGAUUGGCCGGUAAGGGUAAGAUUGAGUUAGAAGAGAAACCAGACGAGUUUGAAAGUUUUUAA